ACAUUCGGAUGCUUGAAUAUCUCGAGAGAAAUAUCAAUAGAAAAAUAAAGCUUCACCCCGAAGUUAAAAGGCAUGGAGAAUCUUGGCAGUGUCGGCGAAGGUGAUGUAGGACAAACUGAAGGGAAAGAAAUUCCACCUCGCAGCGAUUUCGGAAAACGAUGGCAUCACUUCCGAAUUUUAACGUCACAUUCGUUUAUUCUUCGAGGUUCCCAUGCGAUGAGCGAUCGCCGGUUCAAGCACAAAAGUCGAGGUCGACAAGCGGCACCGUGCUCGGUGGUGGCCAUCGUUUACGGUCGCCUGUUUCAACCGAAGGAGUGGACGAGGAAUCACAUCGAUCAAGUACUCGAAUACGGUGACAAAUUGUUCCGCGUAAGCUUGACGAGGAACCAGCUGAAGGAUGAUGAAUACAUGAGGACCAAUCUCGUACACAAUGAGUUCUAUGUCGGUUUCUACAAAAUUCUAGUCGAUAUCGAGGACAACGGUAUCCACGGCAAUCUCGUUAGCGAGUCGGGUGGCAGCUCAGAUUUUGCCGAAGGCCUCCAAAAAUUUCUGAAGGACAAUGAUUCCGGGGUGAUCACCGCUCAGGGUAAUUCCGUCGCCGUGUGGCGUCAGUCUGGCGACGCCGGUUUCCUCUAUUACGAUCCGGCAUCGUGCGACGAGACCGGUCUGCGUUAUCCUGGUGGUACAGCUUGCCUCAUGAGGUUCAAGUUCAUCAAUGACUUGAAUGACCAUUUGUUAAAGAACCUGAAUUGGCGCUACGACUCUCGAUACUGCAUCAUCAAGGUCACCAUGUUGAGUGCCACAGAGGUCGGUCGUGGAUUCGUCGAUCGUCAACGUCUAGCCGACAUCAUUAGUCCACCCGUAGUCCGGAAGAAUGUAUUACGAUCCAUUAAUCCCGUGGACGUCGAUGAUCACAAAGUGGACUGUACCAAGCCUGUGCCCAGGGACGAGAAGUUGCAUACGCUCGCAAGGAUACGGAAAGAACCGUUGUCCAUCACCAUUUCAAAUUAUAGCAUCGACCGCCGAUUCGCCACGGAACUGCCGGUGAAUCGAAACGACUUUGACACAGGAUAUUCAUACGAUGACAUGCGCGUGAAUGUGCCGUCCACGUUUAGGGAAUUACCCGGCAAAAUAGCGAUUAUUCAUGGUUUGACCCAUGAAGGCAAUGAACUGUACAAGGGUAAGGGCGGACAAAACGUAGCGAAUUGCGUGAUGGCUAUCGCUAUGAACAAGGUGCAUCCGGUGAAGACAUGGACGAGGUCAAAGCUGGACGAGAUUUUGAUGCUGGGCGACUCGCUGUACGCUAACGUCAAAUCCGACAAGCCAAUAAUAAAAAUUAUGACAGCUGCCGAUUUAAAUGAUACAAAGUUCCAAAUAGGGGAUCAUAAACUAGUGAUAGAUGUCGAUCUGAUCACCGUGACUGGUACAAUUAGCUCAAAGGUUCCGUCGGUUUUGAAUCUGAAGCAGGCACUGGAAGAGUUUUUUCUGCUGAACGAGGGGGGUGUAAUCGAAACGACUUCAAUGGCGGCGGCGGUCUGGAGCCAGGAUGACUGUUACUAUCUGUUCGACCCUCGACCCUGCGAUGCUGCUGGCAUCAGGAUAAGGGAAGAAAAGGCUAUCAAAAUUAUGGGGAGAGAUAGGAAGGAGGAGGUAUCCAUACAGAAGGAUAAGAAGGAUAUAGGAAAUUGUUGCGUGAUUCGAUUUCCAAACGUGGACUCCUUGGUUGCGCUGUUCCUAAAGAACGUUGAUCCUACGAGAAAAAACGACCGAUUCACUAUCCGGCAUGUCACGAUCGUGGACGACGUGCCGGGCACUCGAGCUUGGAACGAGUUUCAGCCCGGUAUAGCGGGUAAGACGUGGGUGUUGCGAGGCGGAAUAUCCAACGUGGACGAGUUAUUCGAGGAGGAGAACCAAGGACUUCAAGGUCUUGCUAUGCCAGUUGUAGCCUUGGUGAGCGCGAAGGAAACACCAGCGGCGAAAUGGAGUAGCGAAACCGUCGACGAAGUGAUUAAGGAGGGCGACGCUUAUUACAACUGGUGCAAGCCUGCCGAAACGGAAGAGGAAACUGAAAGAUUGUUUCUUGUCCGAGACCUGAAGAAAAACUUGUACUUCAAAAAUCGAAAAGUAACCAUCGACGUCGAAGAGGCAACGGUUGUCGGCGAUUUAUCGGCAUCGGAUGAUUCUAAACUACCAAACCUGGAAGAAGGAUUGCGUCAAUUCUUCGAGAGCAAAAAUUAUGGAAUAAUCGAGACGAAAAGAUUGUCGGUGGCGGUGUGGAAAGACAAAGAGGAGAUCAAGGACAAGAUCAAGGAUAAAGAUAGAAACAAGGACAAAAAAGAGGAGACGUUUUAUUACUAUUUCGAUCCGAAUCCUCGUGAUAAAUUAGAUCAAUUGUCGGCGGAGAGAGACGAAGAGAAUUCUGCCUGCUUGGUGCGCUCUUCGGAUCUAUCAGCGUUAGCGGAUCUCAUUAAGAAGAAUGCGGGGCAAGAUGUUGAAGGCGGAAACGAUUUCAUGAUACACGAGCUAAAGAAUGUCUCCAUCGGCGCGCUGAUGACAGACGAGGAGAUCGAGGCGGACAAACAGAAAUUGAUCGUGCCAGAUUUGAAUAACUAUUCCAAUUUGGGCAAUACUGGCGCUUUACUUUUGGGCACGAUCGAUCAGAGAAACGAAUUGGCUUUCAAACGACAAACGAGAGAUAAGCAGCAGGCCGCUAACUCUCUAACGACCUUGGCCAUGACAAAACUUUACAAUCCUCAUCUGUGGUAUCGCGAACUCGUAGACGAUAUCUUGAGGAUCGGCGAUAAACUCACCAUCGAGAACCUGGCAAAUCUACCUGAAGUGGAGACUGAGGAGGAAUCUCCCAGGUAUUAUCUUCUCCCAUCGGAAAUCGCGGAAGACUUCGUCAUAGGAGUCAAUCGAAUGUCGGUCGAUCUUGAAGAAGAAUCUGUCACCGGAAGAAUGACUGAAGUGACGAGACUGCUGGAACAGUUUUUCGAGGGAAACGCGAUGGGAGUGUUUCGUCAAGAUGAUGUAAUAAUGCCGAUUUGGAGGGAGGGCAGAGUGUUCUUCACGAUGGAUCCUAGGGGCAGGAACGCUCAAGGCGAACCCAGAGAUAAGGACGGAGCUGCGGCAGUGAUGUUCUUCACCGAUAUCCCCUCGUUAGCCGAUGCUCUUCGAGCAGUUACACGGGAGAUCGACGACUUUGUCAUCGAUGCCGUCUCAAUCGAGAAUGUGUACGAGACGCGAGUUGCCAAAGGCCAACGUAUCAAGAAGACGACUUCUAGUGAAGAUCUGUGGCAUCAUUUUCCCAAACUCGCCAACGGUGUCUGGAGUAUCGACGGAAACGUCACUAUGACAGAUGAGAAGUUUGACGAGGCAAAUCGCGGCAAGCAAAGUGCGGCCAUCGCCGCGAUGACCAUUGUCUUCUCAAAGGUCUAUCAACCGAGACAGUGGACACCGUCAAUUCUUGAUGAAAUUAUCGUUACUGGCGACAAGCUGCACUCGAAGUGUGUCGAGAGACUUGGGAGCGUACCCCUAGUAAACGAAAUUAUCAACGAGUUCUUCCUGUCCUCUCGACGCAUUGCUCUGACGAUCAAUGACUGUGUUGAAGCGGGUAAUCUUGCGGGGAGACCUCCCAAGAUUCAAGAUUUGCAGACCGGAAUCGAUAAUUUUUUCAGCAAGUACGAAGCUGGCGCGUUGACCGUACGGGAAAAUCAAAAUCUAGCCAUAUGGAAGGUUGAUAACGCAUACUACGCUCUGAUACCCGAUUGGUCCACUACUACGGAAGAAAUUGUAUCAACGGUACCGCGAGUGAUUAGGUUCAGAGAUACGAGUCUUCUCGUAGAAUAUCUUUUGCGUCACUUGGGAACCGAAGGCGAUUAUCAAAUUACCGCGAUCGACGUACUGGACUGGAAUAAACCACCACCCUGGGAACUUGAUCCUAGUCCGGCGAUUCGACCAGCGAUGUUGCCUCCUUUGAACGCUUACAGAAAAUUACGAGGCGAAGCACGUGCUAUCUUACGCGGAAGCUAUCAUCAGGGUGACGAGAUCUUUCCGGAGACGCUACGCGGCCGACAGGCAGCAGCGAAUUGCGUUGUUGCACUCGGUAUGUCGGUCGUCAAGAGCCCCGUUACCUGGACGAAAAAAACUAUGGACGAAAUUUUGGCGAUUGGCAUUGGCGUUCACCGAGAGACAAGAAAGACCAGACCUACUGAGCUGAGACCGAAACUGAAGGACAUUAUAAGAGUAUUCCAUGUGGGUGUUAAUGUUUUGACCGUUGACAUCGAGCCUAAUACCGUGAUCGGUCUGGUGGCGGUUGCACCUUUUGUCUUGGAAGACGAGAAGAAGGGGCGAGAAGAGACGAAAGAAAAGAUCGAUAAAGGCAAGAAGAAAGAUCGUUCUCGACGAGAACGACCGCUAUCUUCUUCUCCAAUUUUACUCAUGGAAGGUUUGCGAAAAUUUUUCCAAGAUAAUCGUGCCGGCAUUCUAGUAACCGAUCGCGGAAUGGUCGCUAUUUGGAAGGAUCUAGGGGUCUACUUCACGUACGAUCCUAGAGCCAAAAACGAUCAGGGUCUGCCCGAUUCCGGCGGAACCUCGUGCGUAAUGUGGUUCGCUUGCAUGGAACCUUUGCACGAUACAAUUUUCGCCAACAUCGAUCCACGUGAGAGAUACGGGACUUUCGAGAUCUCUCGCGUGAUCGUGAGAAACGCCGUGAUCGAGGCACUGCCGUGUCCAGGUGAUUUUCGACCAUAUUUAGAGCGUAUUAUUGGGACGCCACCCGUUCCAAUUGCCUGCCCGAAAGAGACACGCACGUUGAACGUGGAGCCGCUGAACGAGUAUAACGUCGUGGACGAGGAGUUGAGCGUUCUGCGUGGCAGUCUACACAUGACGCAUCGGACCUUCAGCCUGAGAAACAGGGGUCUGCAGAGCACGGCGAUCGCGGCGGUUGCCGUUGUAAUGGGACUGUUACACGUGCCCUCCACGUGGACUUCCGAGCUGAUCGAUGCGGUUCUCAGAUACGGGGACUCGCUGUAUUUGGAGAGUGCCCGAGCCGCUCGAUCGGGCGCCAGGAACCUCUCGCCCAGCGAGCUGCUUACCGUGUUCAUCGUAGGUGACUCGAGGGUCACCGUUCACAUUAAUCAUCACACCACCGCGGGAAUACUUGACGCUUUUGAUCUAUCCGAAGCGCUCGCUAUGUUCUUCCGCGCGAACUGUGCCGGAAUAUUGCACACGACCAAUUUAGCGGUAGCCGUGAUGCAGCAUUACGGUAAAUUCUACAUGUUCGACCCGUGCUCGAGAAACGAUCGAGGCAGACCGGCUUACGACGGCGCCGCAUGCAUGUUCAGGUGUAAUAGUAUCGCGAGGAUGGCCAAGAUAUUCGUGGCCAAUUGCAACCUUAAGCGGCCGAACGUGUACACUCUGAACGCGGUUAACGUGUCGAGCCUGCAUUUCUUCUCGAUAACGAAAGACGUUCGUCCAUUUUAAACGUUAACCGCAUCGGUGUUUUUAUAUUUU
Molecule: messenger RNA, 5514 nt
Organism: Temnothorax curvispinosus
Lineage: Eukaryota; Metazoa; Arthropoda; Insecta; Hymenoptera; Formicidae
Exons: 4
Coding region: 73-5484 (1803 amino acids)
Source: RefSeq, a predicted model, not a curated record